Dendronephthya gigantea is the source of this 1813-nucleotide messenger RNA. RefSeq lists its product as uncharacterized. Bases 80 to 1537 code for a protein of 485 amino acids. The record is from RefSeq and is a predicted model, not a curated record. The transcript has 7 exons. Lineage: Eukaryota; Metazoa; Cnidaria; Anthozoa; Malacalcyonacea; Nephtheidae.
GCAGCUUCGAGACUUAGCAUCACUCGUUCAUGAAGACUUGGUAGAAGAGCUUCAAAAAGCAACGGAACUUUACAACAAGAUGCUGCGUUUGUUUGUCCUAACGCUUAGCGUUCUCGGCGCUGUAGCCUACACUGUGGACUAUGAAUUGGAAGAUUUGGAUAGAAUGUGGGCUCGGGGAGUCCCAGGAGUCGAUAACGGAGGUGGUGGAAGUUCCUCAGACUGUAAGAGAGACAUGUGGAUUCUUUGGGACAAUUCAUGGUCUGUGGGGGUCGCGACGUUUCAAUCAAAAGUCAGACCGUUUCUUAAAGAACUCAUAGCCAGUCCACAGCUAAAUGUUGGUCCAGGCGGAACCCAUAUUGGCAUCAUAACAUUCAGUACACAAAAACAAACAAAAGUGCUGUUGGAGAUGGGAGAAAAGCAAACGAAGGAGGAACUUGAAAGCUUUCUUGAUAGCUUGCAAUACAACCAAAUAUCUGGUGAUGGUACAAGAACUGGAAUGGCGUUAAAAAUGGCUGAUGAGAAAUUUCCCCUAUCAAGCCCAGACAAUUACCGAGCAGAUGUUGGGGAUGUUGUUAUGAUUUUCACGGAUGGUGAACCGAUCCGACGUCGCGGGGAGGACACGUUUGGUGCAAAGUACAGUCAUAGGAAGUACGGGGAAGGAUUGCUUGCCAGUGACAGAGCUAAAAGUUUGAGAGAUAAAGACGUCACCGUGGUCGGCCUAGCAGUUGGAACUGAAUAUACUUUGAGAAAAUUUAGAGAUGACAUUAGGGGUUGGUCAACAGAGGGAAAAUAUUUUGAAGCAAACAAGGAGACCCUACAAGGCAUCAUGAGCAAACUCAUCAGUGCUUCUUGCAUCGACCCGGGCCAGUGUUUAUGCGACACGAUCUCCUCGGAAGACAAUUACGUAGCCGCAGGACAAACGGCCUUGAUACGCUGGGUAGAGCCAAGUCUCAAAUGCGAAUCAGGUCGUUCGGCGAGUGUGCAAAGCAGAACGGUUAACCCGCCUGUCAGAUCCCCCUCGAGGUUUGGUGUUGGCCAGCACCAAAUCACAUACACCUACGCUUAUAUGAGAGGAACAAAAGAAACAAAACAAAAUUGCUUUGUGAAUAUCAAUGUCAAAGAAUGCCAAUGUCAGCCUGGGGUUGUUAGGGUUGAUGAAGAACUUCCUGCCGGUAGAGACACAGCUAGUGUAUCAUGGACAAUUCCUAGACCAAAUUGUCCUGCAUCCUUGAGCUCAGUCUCACCACCAGAGGCAAGAAACGGUCGAGGAAACUAUGAAAUCGGCAAACAUGAGGUAACCUACAACUACGUCUACAGCGGUGCUUCUGGAAGCUUCUCACUUGCUUGCAAGGUGGAAAUUACUAUUAAAGGAAAACGGUGUGGUGGAGUUGGAAUGGGCCCCAAUCAAGUGUGUUGCUGUGGUACGCUCCACGAACGCAAACCAAAUCAUGAUUGUUGUGGACCGAAGUACUACGAUACUCGUUAUCAGAAUUGCGUCGACUUUUACACAUUGGAAUCAAACAACAUAAACAACUAAGAAACUUUACUGGCCACAUAAUCAAAGUAAAAUGCAUGACUAAGAUAGUCAAAUAGUUAGAAAAUAUACGUAAAAAUAGGGCAGAAACGGUGAAGCACAGUGUAUACCUACCUACCUACCUAGCAUUUUAGAAAUUCUGAGCAGGUGUAGGUGAAAAUUUUUGUUAGCAUGGGUAAACUUGUUGUAAACUUUAAAAGGGACAAAAUCGAUGAUUUUUUUCUUGGGGAUCUUGUAACCGCAUUUUUCUGAAGUAAUAAAAACGAAUUUUGCCUCAAA